UGGAACGAGGCUUUUUCUCAAAGUGUUUACAUUACUUUCACGUGAUACGUCGCUCGGAGGUAGAGUUAUUGAAUUUCUGUUGGUUUUUCCACUGCAUUCUACUCAAACAGCGAGGCCACGUUAUUUUAGACAUUUUUACACUAUGUACACAAAAGCUCGGGUUUAUAUGACGGGGUGUGGGCUUAGCACGCACACAAUGGAAAAGAGUAACACAAAUUAAUAUUAAGACUGCAUUAUGUAUUUUUUUUUUUAUUUUUUUUUUUUUACUUAAUUUAAAUUUAAAAGAACCUGUCAUUUGCAUGUUGUUCCUUUUUUUAAGGCUUACGUGGGCUUGCUUUAGAUGAGCGUUAUCACACUGUGGUUGCAUGGGUGUUAACCCUUAACUACUAGUAAGUGGGCAGGCCCAGCUCGACAAUGCUGUGUCAGAGGAUCAUUCGUUAGUUCCACCAGAAGCAGCGUCUCCGGGCAAGUCCGUCUCUGUGGUGAGACUUUUCUCAGAAGUAGAGUCGGGCUUGAAGGCGAAGGCCCGUCAUGAUCACGACCAAGGUCUUCCUCCAGGAGCUGAUCAUAAAUCCUGACAGACUCAACCAUUUGGUGGACGAAGCCAAAGAGGCGGCUCUUCAGCACGGCCUCCUAAUACGGACACGCGAGACCCCGAAUUCGUCAGAGGUCGUGACCUACGCUCCCUUCACCCUCUUCCCGUCUCCUGUGCCCAAAGCCGUCCUCCUCCAGGCCCUGGAGGUGCAGACUCACUUCAACACACUGGUGGACAGGAUCAGCCAGGACCCGGACUUUCUACAGGAGGCUCUAGCGGGUACGAUCCAGGCGGACGACUUCACAGCCAAGUUGUUCAGGAUACACAGACAAGUGCAGCAGGAAGGUCGGACACAGUCCAUCGUGGUGGGUUUGAACCGGUCCGACUACAUGGUGGAGCCCGCGGCCGACGGGACGUCCUCCUUGAAGCAAAUAGAGAUCAACACUAUUUCUGCCGGUGGCUUCGGUGUAACCGACCUUCUCCCUGCAGUCCACAGGCACAUACUGAGAUCCGUGGGUCUGGUGGAGGAGAGCGAGUGUGUCCAUGAAUCCGACAGGACUCCUCAAAUGACUGCCGCUCUGGCCAAGGCCUGGGAGCUUUACGGUCAAACAAAGGCGGUGAUCAUGUUCCUGGUGGAGGACGUCCAGAUCAGUCAACUCACUCAUCGUUGCAUUGAGCGAGAGCUUUGGAAAAGGAAUAUUCCAGUUAUACGCAGACACUUUGAAGACGUGUCAACAAAAGGAUUCCUGGAUGGCGACAAGAGACUGUUUGUAGAUGGGCUGGAGGUCGCUGUAGUGUACUACCGCUAUGGCUACAUGCCAGACAACUACACUGAACAGAGUUGGGACGCUCGUCUUCUGAUGGAGCGCUCUCUGGCCGUGAAGUGUCCCGACAUCAGCACCCACCUGGCCGGGACCAAGAAGGUCCAGCAGGUUCUCGCCAGGCCUGGAGUUCUGGAGAAGUUCUUCCCUGGGCAGCCUGAAGCAGUGGAGCAGAUCAGGGCCACGUUUACUGGCCUCUACACUCUGGACAUGGGUCCUGAAGGAGACCGGGCGGUGGCCAUGGCUUUAGCCAACCCACACGAGUUCGUCCUGAAGACUCAGAGAGAAGGAGGAGGGAACAAUUAUUUCGGGGAGGACAUAGUCCGAGUGCUGCAGGAGUUUAAGAGCGACCCGAGGAGAGCCGCUUACGUUCUGAUGGACCGGAUUCGACCCCGGACAGAAGAGAACAUCCUGCUGAGGAGAGGACUGCCGCUCAGACUCACCUCUGUUUGCUAUGAGAUCGGAGUGUGUGGAGCCUACGUGAGGCACGAAGGACAAAUGGUUAUGAACGAGGCCGUCGGCCCCAUCCUGAGGACGAAGAGCGUGGAGCACGAUGACGCAGGACUCAUCGGUGGAGUGACCGUGUUCGACACUCCGCUUAUAAUCUGAAGUCCUGGUGUCCUGCAAAGGCCUAGAAAUAUUUAUUUGUUUAGACUCUUGUUCCAUCUUCUCACAUGACUCUUUUUUUUAUUUUCUCUGUUCUCUGUUUAAAAUGUGACCAAAAAUACUGACAGGUGAGCCAGAGAUGGAACUUCAGUAUUUUUUCCCCAUUAAAUAAAAACACGGCAGCUUGCCAGUUACGCACUGCGAACACUAGGUGGCGGCAAAGCUCAAAGCAUUUCCCGCCCUCUUGUAAACACACAACAGGAAAUCCGCAGAGUUGAAGCGAGGCCAAGCAGAUCACCGGGUUCAUGCGAGUUUGUGUGUGCAUGCGGCAGACACUUGUAGUUCCCCAAACGCAUCACUAACACGUUGCUAGGUGUUGCUUUCAGAUGUUUCUGCACUCUGGGCGUGAAGCAAAAAAAACUGACUUCCAAGUUACACAUUUGCUCAUUAAUUAUUUAUUAUAAUUUAAAUACAGAUUUUAAUUGCAAUAACUUGAGCAUUGCAAUGCAUCAUUUUAGUAUUGAUUAGGAGAUUAUUAAAGGACGAGUUAAUUACUUUUUUUUUACUGAACUGUCAACACUGUUGUCAUGGCGAUCUACAGAUUAACAUAAAGGCAUAAAUCAAAACAACCGUGCACGUUCACAUGCGCUUCUUCCACGUGUUCAUGUUUUUCUAAGCCCCCGGUAGUUUUUCUUCCACAUUACACGUUUUUUUUUUUUUUUUUUUUUUUUUUUUCUCGGUGGCUGACUUACAAGUGUGACACAUUCCACAGCGAGGGCCGUGGGGGUCGCCGAGCAGAAACCAAAGGGUCAUUGUCAGCGAGGGCCCCGUCAGCACCGCAGCAUGUCCCACAGGAAACGGCAUCCAGAGCAACAGCUCGAGAAAAACACCUCUGUGUUCUGUUUCCGGAAGCUGUUUCCCUCGGGGAGGCGAGGCGAGGGGAGGGGGGGAUCGGUGGGGUGAACGCAAGGUUACUAGUUGUGUUGCUCGCUUCCAUUCUCUGUAUUUUCAUUGUGUAGGGAAAUAAUAAGAUCGUCUGGAUUUGGAAAUCUGAAUAACAUAAUUGAUAUCUGAAAGCAGCUCGAGAGCGAACCUGGAAACACCUCAGAUCAUUUGGGCGAGAGCUACAGAAAAACACUUCUGUGUUUUUUUGUUGUUUUUUUUCCGGAAGCUGUUUUCCUGGGGAGGUGGGAGGGGUGACUGCAAGGUGACGAAUAUGAGUUUGAGUUUAAAGGGAAGUAUGAAAAGGGAAGCGCUGAUAUUAUUAUUAUCCAGAUUUUAAAUAAGAAACGUGGUUUGAUUUCAGCUGGGACGGCCCAGUGAGUGUGCAGAUGGCUCAGUAGUGGAUCACAAACACGUCACAUUCACACCUCAUAUAACCAGAUCAUUUGGAAAACUGCAGAAAACCCCAUUUAUGUUCUGUUUCCAGAAGCUGUUUUUCUGGGGGAGACUCAGGAGAAUGGGUAAAUGUUGCUUUUUUCCCCAUGCGGUUGUUGGUUUCUGUCAUUAUUUAUUGCAAAAACACUGACAUAAUUAUUCUGAUUUAAAAUAAAUAAAUAAAUAAAUGGUUUGACAUUAUUCGGGGCGGCCUGAUGCAUCUGCAGGUGGAUGUGGAAACAGCCACAGCUACAGAAAAACCUGUUUCCCCAGGUGAACGCAUGGUUACGAGCAUGAAUUGAAGCUAGCGGGAAAACGCUGUUUGCAUUCUUUCAUUUUUCAUUAAGGAAGCACUGAUAUUAUCAUCCAGAUUUUAAAUAAAAAGCGUGUUUGAUACGCCCCAGUGAGCGGAUCUGGAUAGAUCUUACAUUAGCAGAUAAAAAAAAAACGUCCAAGCUUUUCCGGAGGAGAGGGUGAAUGGAAGGUUAGCGGUAUGAAUUCAGGAGCCCCGAUACAAGUAUCCCAAAUUAAAAAUAAAUAAACGUGUUUGGUAUCAGUCCGGACGCUUGAUGAAUCUGUAGCUCGAGCGAAACUGGAAACACCAACAGAAAAACACGUCUUUUUUAGCGGGGAAAUGCUGCUUCCAUCCUCUCAUUUCUUAUAAGGAAGCACUGAUGUUAUCAUCCAGAUUUAAAUGAGAAAUGUUUUUGAUAUGAGCUGGGACAACCCAAUGAAUGAAUCUGGAAAAAAAAUCACACGUUACCAGAUAAUUUGGAAAACUACAGAAAAAAAAAACAUUUAUGUUCUGUUUGCGGAAGCUGUUUGAACUGAGGGAGAGGGUGAAUUAAAAGGCUACAGGUAUGAAUUCAGGAGAAAGGGGAAAUGUUGCUUCCUUGCAAAAGCACCGAUGUAAUUAUCCCGAAUUAAAAAAUAAAUAACGCGCUGGAUAUUAGUCAGGACGGCGCAAAGAAUCUGCAAGUGGUUCCAAAGUGGACCUGGACAAAUGUCAUGUCACCAGAUAAUUCAGAGCGCGGCAGAAAAACCUGUCUGAGUUCCAUCGUUGUUGUUUUCCCGGGUGAAUGCAAGGUGUGAAUUCAGGCUACGAGCCUCCGUCUCGUUCCUGUUCCUGUAAAUUGUCACAUGAUUGUUACGGGAAGCUUGAACCAAAAACAUGACCUGAAUGUCAGGUCUUACUUUCAUACGCGCUCACGGUUUUGACAGUUUGAUCAGCAGAUGUUUUAAAGUCAUUAGCUGACAAUCAAGCUGAACCAUCUCACCUUAAGAAAACCGACCCCGGAGAGAAACGCAUCGGAUGCUUCUGCACCACGACACCAGUUUAAGAAGAAGACAUUUAAAUAAACGACCGCCAGGAUGUGAGAAUAUACUCCAAAUGUGUUAUGCAUCUACCAAAGCGGCUACGCGCGUUUAGUUAUCUGAGCCAAACAGAGGAGUGAAAUGUGACUAUCAUUUGUUCUCGUAACCCGGACUUUCCAUUAAACGUUUACGGGCUGGUUACGAAAACGCAGCUCAGCCUGCUCACGAUGCAGCUCCACACCUCACAUUUGCUGUGUAAUAAGCCAGUUACACAAGCGCUGGCCCAGUUAGCCAGUGACCUCUCUUUCCUGAGUGUGAGAGUGCGGAUUAGUGCGUUUAUAUGUGUGUGUGUGCAUGUGUGUGUGCAUGUGUGUCUGUGUGUGUUGCACGGGCAGAAAACACGAGGGAGAGGAUGUCACGAUGUGGGUCACAGCAGGAUGGAAGUGGGUCAGAGUCACCCUGCUCUUCUCCGUUUGCGGCUCCGCUAAGAGGACGGCGGCUGACGGCGUCAGCAGGAUUUGGAUGUGUGUUUACGCUAGCAGCGUGCCUAAUCAAUAAAACAGAAGAAGAAGAAAAAAAACGCAGAAUGUGGGUGUGUCUUUCCUGAGGAGACACGGCGACGCUCCGUUCCUACCUUGUUUUUGUGCGCUGCAUCCUAUCGACAAGAAUAGCUGGAAGGGAAAAAACCACCAGCAUCAUGUGCCCCCCCGGCACCUCUGACCUCAACGCCCAAAUUUCUAUGGAGGCAUGUGUUUGGUUUCCCUCUGUCAAUUCCAGAAAACAUCUAUGAAUAAAAAAAAACAAAAAAGAAAAACAUCAGCUUACCUUUUGUUACCUUACAGGAAAGUGCAGAAUUACUGGCAUCCCACUCAAAACUAGGCUUAAAUUAGAUUGUCUGGCUUCAGUACCAGAAAC
Messenger RNA from Mugil cephalus (flathead mullet), 5568 nucleotides. RefSeq names its product glutathione synthetase-like. The transcript has 13 exons. Bases 532 to 1965 code for a protein of 477 amino acids. Gene Ontology annotation, cellular component: cytosol. Gene Ontology annotation, biological process: glutathione biosynthetic process. Lineage: Eukaryota; Metazoa; Chordata; Actinopteri; Mugiliformes; Mugilidae. The record is from RefSeq and is a predicted model, not a curated record. Gene Ontology annotation, molecular function: glutathione synthase activity; ATP binding; glutathione binding.